Messenger RNA from Fonsecaea multimorphosa CBS 102226, 5781 nucleotides. RefSeq names its product 1,3-beta-glucan synthase component FKS1. Lineage: Eukaryota; Fungi; Ascomycota; Eurotiomycetes; Chaetothyriales; Herpotrichiellaceae. Gene Ontology annotation, biological process: fungal-type cell wall polysaccharide biosynthetic process; (1->3)-beta-D-glucan biosynthetic process. The record is from RefSeq and is a predicted model, not a curated record. The transcript has 3 exons. Bases 1 to 5781 code for a protein of 1926 amino acids. Gene Ontology annotation, molecular function: 1,3-beta-D-glucan synthase activity. Gene Ontology annotation, cellular component: 1,3-beta-D-glucan synthase complex; plasma membrane.
AUGUCAGGCCAACCUCACCAGGGCGACUAUGAUGAUGGCUACGGCCAACAUCAUGGCAACGACGCCUAUUACCAGGAGGACCAACACGGUUACCAUGACCAGUAUGACUACGGUCAUCAGCAACACGGAGGUGAAGGCUACUAUGAUGAACCGGGAUACUACAAUGCCGAUGCUUCAAACCCCUACCACAACGACGGCGGUUACUACGAAGGUCAUCAAGGCUACCAGGAUGACUACUAUGACGGCCAAUACUAUGACCAGGGUGCUGCUGGACAGCAAUACCAACAAGGACAACGCCCGAGACGUCGCGGUCAUGACUCUGAAGAGGACUCGGAGACAUUCAGCGAUUUCACCAUGAGAUCAGACAUGGCUCGUGCAGCUGAAAUGGAUUACUAUGGCCGAGGAGACGAGCGCUAUAAUAGCGGCUAUGAGGGUCAAGGCGGCCGCGGAUACCGGCCUCCAUCUUCUCAAAUCUCAUAUGGUGGUAACAGGUCAUCCGGUGCAUCAACUCCAAUCUAUGGGAUGGACUACAACAAUGCUUUGCCAGCCGGCCAACGUUCUCGUGAGCCUUACCCGGCCUGGACCUCCGAUGCUCAAAUCCCCCUUUCGAAAGAGGAGGUUGAAGACAUAUUUUUGGAUUUGACAGCCAAGUUCGGCUUCCAACGCGACAGCAUGCGCAACAUGUACGACCACAUGAUGACUUUGUUGGAUUCCCGAGCUUCGAGGAUGACGCCGAACCAGGCGUUAUUGUCUCUCCACGCGGAUUAUAUUGGUGGUGACAACGCAAACUAUCGCCGGUGGUAUUUUGCUGCUCAUUUGGAUCUCGACGAUGCAGUGGGUUUUGCCAACAUGAAGCUCGGAAAGGCGAACCGCAGAACACGAAAGGCCAGAAAGGCUGCUGCGAAGAAGGCAAAGGAGAACCCGCAGAAUGAGGAGGCCACAUUGGAAGCCUUGGAGGGCGACAACUCCUUGGAAGCCGCCGAGUACCGUUGGAAGACACGCAUGAACAAGAUGUCGCAGCAUGACCGUGCCCGCCAGAUUGCUCUCUACCUUCUCUGCUGGGGCGAAGCCAACCAAGUUCGUUUUAUGCCCGAAGCGCUCUGCUUCAUCUUCAAGUGUGCAGACGACUACUUGCACUCUCCCGCAUGCCAGAGCCGUGUCGAGCCAGUCGAAGAAUUCACCUACUUGAACACUGUCAUCACUCCUCUCUACACCUAUAUCCGUGACCAGGCCUACGAGAUCAUCGACGGGAAAUAUGUUCGUCGAGAAAAGGACCACAACAGGGUCAUUGGCUACGAUGACAUCAACCAGCUCUUCUGGUAUCCCGAAGGUAUUGAGAGAAUCGUGAUGCAAGACAAAUCGCGCAUUGUUGAUCUUCCACCUGCUGAGAGAUACCUGAAACUGGGCGAGGUCAACUGGAAGAAGGUUUUCUUCAAGACGUACAAGGAAACGCGCUCCUGGUUUCACUUGAUCGUCAACUUCAACCGUAUCUGGGUUAUCCAUCUCACGACUUUCUGGUUUUACACGGCUUUCAACUCUCCGACGCUGUACACUAAGAAUUAUCAGCAACAACUGAACAACAAGCCCCACGCUGCUGCCCAGUGGUCCGCCGUCGCCUUGGGUGGCACGGUCGCGACUUUGAUCAAUAUCUUGGCAACUCUGAUUGAAUGGUCGUACGUCCCUCGGAAAUGGGCUGGUGCUCAGCAUUUGACCAAGCGACUUCUCUUCUUGAUCGGCGUCUUCAUCGUCAACAUUGCUCCCAGUGUCUACAUCUUUGGCUUCACCCAAACAGGGAAGAUCGCUCUGAUCCUGGGUGUGGUGCAAUUCCUCGUUGCUCUGGCCACGUUCUUCUUCUUCUCGAUCAUGCCUUUGGGCGGGUUGUUCGGGAGCUACUUGACCGGAAACAGUCGUCGCUACGUUGCCAGUCAAACGUUUACGGCCUCGUAUCCUCGCCUUAAGGGUAACGACAUGUGGAUGUCUUUCGGUCUCUGGAUUAUGGUCUUCGCUGCCAAAUUGGCUGAGUCGUACUUCUUCCUGACUCUGUCCUUCAGAGACCCGAUUAAGAUUCUCUCCUACACCAAAAUCCACAAUUGUCAGGGAGACAAGAUUCUGAAGGACUACCUUUGCAAGAGACAGCCUCAGAUCUUGCUCGGUAUUAUGUUCUUCACCGAUCUGAUUCUGUUCUUCUUGGAUACCUAUUUGUGGUACAUCAUUUGGAACUGCGUCUUCUCGGUCGCUCGGUCAUUCUACCUAGGUGUAUCCAUCUGGACGCCGUGGCGAAACAUCUUCUCUCGCUUGCCGAAGCGAAUCUACUCCAAGGUCCUGGCUACCACUGACAUGGAAAUCAAAUAUAAGCCAAAGGUUCUCAUCUCACAAGUCUGGAACGCCAUCGUCAUUUCCAUGUACCGAGAACAUCUUCUGGCAAUCGACCAUGUCCAGAAACUGCUCUACCACCAAGUGCCUUCAGAGCAGGAGGGCAAGCGUACGCUUCGCGCGCCUACCUUCUUCGUCUCUCAGGAAGACCAUUCGUUCAAGACUGAAUUCUUCCCGUCGCAGAGCGAAGCCGAGCGUCGUAUCUCGUUCUUUGCCCAAUCACUGUCUACACCUAUCCCCGAACCUCUUCCAGUUGACAAUAUGCCGACUUUCACGGUCCUGAUCCCUCACUACGGCGAAAAGAUUCUUUUGUCUUUGCGAGAGAUCAUUCGUGAGGAUGAGCCAUAUUCUCGUGUCACACUCCUUGAGUACCUUAAACAGCUCCAUCCUCAUGAGUGGGACUGCUUUGUCAAAGACACCAAGAUUCUCGCGGAUGAGACGUCUCAAUUCAAUGGCGACUAUGAGAAAUCCGAAAAAGAUACAGCGAAGAGCAAGAUCGAUGAUCUUCCGUUCUACUGCAUUGGUUUCAAGUCCGCAGCGCCAGAAUAUACUUUGCGUACUCGAAUCUGGGCCUCGCUCCGGUCUCAAACACUAUACCGCACAAUCUCUGGGUUCAUGAACUACAGCCGAGCCAUCAAACUCCUGUACCGCGUUGAAAAUCCCGAAGUGGUUCAGAUGUUCGGCGGCAACUCUGACAAGCUUGAACGUGAGCUCGAACGCAUGGCAAGACGCAAAUUCAAGAUUGUGGUUUCAAUGCAGCGCUAUGCCAAGUUCAAGAAGGAGGAACGUGAAAAUACUGAAUUCUUGCUUCGUGCUUAUCCUGACCUUCAGAUCGCUUACUUGGAUGAAGAGCCGCCUCAAAACGAAGGAGAGGAGCCUCGCUUGUAUUCGGCCCUGAUUGAUGGGCACUCGGAGCUACUCGAGAACGGCAUGCGCCGACCUAAGUUCAGAGUUCAACUUUCCGGUAACCCUAUCCUCGGAGACGGCAAGUCCGACAACCAGAAUCAUGCGAUCAUCUUCUACCGCGGUGAAUAUAUCCAGCUUAUUGACGCCAAUCAAGACAACUACUUGGAAGAAUGCCUGAAGAUCAGAAGCGUCUUAGCCGAGUUCGAAGAGAUGACGACGGAUAAUGUCUCGCCGUACACUCCUGGGCUCCCCCCAACAAAGACCAACCCAGUGGCAAUUCUCGGUGCUCGUGAGUACAUCUUCUCUGAGAACAUUGGUGUACUUGGCGACGUCGCUGCUGGCAAAGAACAAACUUUCGGCACACUCUUCGCUCGUACUCUGGCUCAAAUCGGUGGCAAACUUCAUUAUGGUCAUCCUGAUUUCCUCAACGGUGUCUUUAUGACAACUCGAGGCGGUGUCUCCAAGGCACAGAAAGGACUCCACCUUAACGAAGAUAUCUACGCUGGAAUGAAUGCUCUCAUCCGUGGUGGCCGCAUCAAGCACUGCGAAUAUUAUCAGUGCGGAAAGGGUCGUGAUCUUGGUUUUGGCUCUAUUCUCAACUUCACGACCAAGAUCGGUACUGGUAUGGGUGAACAGAUGUUGUCCCGAGAAUACUACUAUCUCGGUACCCAGCUGCCCUUGGAUCGCUUCCUGUCUUUCUACUAUGCGCAUCCUGGUUUCCACAUCAACAACAUGUUCAUUAUGUUGUCGGUGCAGCUCUUCAUGAUCGUGCUGAUCAACCUUGGUGCCUUGAGACACGAGACUAUCAUCUGUUUCUACAACCGCAAUGUCCCACCAACGGAUCCUCUCAAGCCUACUGGAUGCACAAACUUGACUCCUAUCAUGGAGUGGGUGGAGCGUUGCGUUGUCUCGAUCUUCAUCGUCUUCUUCAUCUCCUUCGUGCCCCUGGUCGUUCAGGAGUUGACGGAGCGUGGAUUCUGGCGCGCUGCUACUCGUUUGGCUAAGCACUUUGCAUCUGCCUCUCCAAUUUUUGAGGUGUUUGUGUGCCAAAUCUAUGCCAGCUCGAUUCAGCAGGAUCUUUCAUUUGGUGGCGCACGAUACAUCGGUACUGGCCGUGGCUUUGCGACAGCACGUAUUCCAUUUGGAGUCCUCUACUCUCGCUUUGCUGGUCCAUCAAUCUACCUGGGAGCUCGGUCGUUGAUGAUGUUGCUCUUCGGCACCAUCACCGUUUGGGGUGCCUGGCUCUUGUGGUUCUGGGUCUCCCUGCUCGGCCUAUGCAUCUCGCCCUUUAUUUUCAACCCUCAUCAAUUUGCCUGGAACGAUUUCUUCAUCGAUUACAGAGACUACCUCAGGUGGCUGUCUCGGGGCAACUCGCGGUCGCAUGCCUCAUCUUGGAUUGCCUUUUGCCGACUGUCACGUACUCGUCUCACUGGAUACAAGCGCAAGGCCCUGGGAGUUCCAUCCGAGAAGCUCUCCGGGGACGUUCCUCGUGCUAACUUCACUAGCGUCUUCUUCAGCGAGGUCGUCGGUCCACUGGUGCUUGUCUGCCUUACCUUGAUCCCGUACCUCUUCAUCAAUGCCCAGACUGGCGUGACAACCGAUGUGAAGCCGCCUACAAACUCUCUCGUGAGAGUGGCUAUUGUUGCUUUCGCCCCGAUCGCCAUUAAUGCUGGUGUGCUGGCUGGUCUGUUCGGCAUGGCUUGCUGCAUGGGUCCUCUCUUGAGCAUGUGCUGCAAGAAGUUCGGUUCGGUCCUUGCGGCUAUCGCGCACGGCGUCGCUGUCAUUAUGCUCUUUGCAUUCUGGGAAGUCAUGUUCUUCCUCGAGGGAUGGAUUUUUGCCAAGGCACUCUUGGGCAUGAUCGCUGUGGUGGCUUUGCAACGAUUCAUUUUCAAGUUGAUCAUCGCGCUCUGCUUGACCCGAGAGUUCAAACACGAUACUUCCAACAUCGCCUGGUGGACUGGCAAAUGGUACUCGAUGGGCUGGCACUCCAUGUCCCAGCCUGCGCGAGAAUAUCUUUGCAAGAUCACUGAGCUGGGCUUUUUCGCAGCGGACUUUAUCCUGGGCCACAUCAUUAUGUUCAUCAUGCUGCCUGCUCUCUGCGUCCCUUAUAUCGACAAGUUCCACUCGGUCAUGCUUUUCUGGUUGCGCCCUAGCCGUCAAAUCAGACCCCCCAUCUACUCGAUCAAACAAUCUCGUCUCCGCAAGAGGCGUGUCAUUCGCUACGCUAUUUUGUAUUUCAUCAUGCUCAUCAUUUUCCUCGUGCUCAUCAUUGGGCCCAUCAUUGUCCGGAAAUACAUCACUGGCCUACCAACCAUUCCUCUCGACCUCGUUCAACCUACUGGACAGAACAACAACGAUACAACCACAGGCGUCACCGGAUCUGCUCUCGUCAACUUUGGCCAGGACGCUGGAACUGCUGCUGCCACGGCUGCUGCUACUACCAGCUCCAACUCGAACGACCCCUUCAGUUUUGGUGGCGGUGGACGAUUCGUCCGAUGGUAA